AUAGAAUAGUAAAAGACCAGAAUAAGAGUAUUGAGAAAAGUAUUGAUAAGCAAAGAUGGGAAAACUUUGGACAGUUCUGGAAAGGGAAAAUGAAUAAAAGUAUUUUCUCUUGUUAUUUGCUGUUGCUUCAUUUAUUUGGUUCAGCAAAAGGUUUGAGGUAAAAUUUUAUCCCUUGUUUGAAAUUUGUUUUUUUCUUGACAAUUUUUGAUGACAUUUUUUACUAUGCAACAAAAAUAAUGAAAAAAAAUCUUAAGUAGGUUAGUACUUUUGGUCUACUCUCCAGUCUUCAAUAGCAACAGAAUAUGAUUUACAAACCAAUUUCCAUAGACAUAUGUGGGGAAUAGCAUAGCACAGCAGGAAAGAGAAUGCUAGUCAAGGACUCAGUAAAAUCUGGGUUCAAAUUUCACCUGUGACAUAUUAGUUGUAUGACCAUUGACAAAUCACUUCUAUUUUCUAAGCUUCAGGCAAUUCCAUACUAUUUUAAGUCAUAAGAGAAUUGUCAUCGAUAUGUAUUUUCAUACAUAUAUGUAUGGGUGGGUCAGUAAGAAUUUGAAGAGCUUAGAAUCCAUGUCCUCUUAUAGAAAAUGGUGUCUUGAGAAAACUGGGACCAUUAUUCUAAAAACCAAUGUUGAAGUUUGCAGAAUAAGGGGCAUUCAUACAUAGGGAAUGAUGCCAGCAAAGAUUUUUGUGUUUUUUCUAUAUACUUUCAUCUAUGAAAUAAUUACUGAUAAUCACAUGAAGCCGAAGUGAUGAUUAAAGACAUCAUUAGCCAGUUCUGAGUAUUUUCAAAAGACAAACUUCUACUACAGAUACCAGAAAGUGAUUCCCUAGUCACUGGCUUCCCUUCUAAGUAUCUGAAGUGUAGCUAUGGCAGUCAAGGACUUUCAAAACUCCAUAAUCAUCUGUAUCAACUGUUUAUACAAAUGUGUCAUGAGGUUCAGUAAUGGUGUGCUUUGCUGAAUAAAGCCCUGGGCAAAAAGAAAAUUAUAGUGUUAAAUUUACUACUUGCUGACUUGAACAGUGUCUUCAUCUUGUUCUAGGAUACAUAGUAAAAUUGGAUACUCAGGGUAAUAUACCUCUUUCUUCUUCUCUGAUAUAUUAAGUUUGGGUUUGAGACAUUGGUUCCUGGAAUCAGUUGCUUUUCCUACAAAUAAAGACAUUUGAGGAUAUGUACAGCAUUCUGAAGGCCAAAAAUACAAGGAAAAUUUCAAGCCAUCUAGUCAUGCUACUCUGUUUGAGGAAAUGAGAAUAUAUUUUGAGCAGAUAGAAUGAUUGUGAUGUAAAAUCUGUACGCUUUAUCCAGGUCAUAGGCUAGGCUUUUAACUCAUUGAAACUCUUCAAUGAGACUGAAACCAGGCUGAAAACCAUGUUCUCAUGGCCACAAUAUUGCUGCUAAGCUAGAUCCUUUCCAACUUGACCAAUCUAUAACUGACUAUCCUGAAGAAAUUUAUUGGCAUUUUCACUAUAUGAUUCUCUAGACUUAAAAGGGAAGACAGUUUGCUUUACUGUAGAUAUAUUGUCAUUCGUUGUAGCAGCUAGUUGGCAUAGAGAAUAAAAUACUCCACAUAAAAUCAGAGAAAUCUGAAUUUAAAUUCUGUUUCAAACACUUACUAUUUGUGUCCCAGUAAGCAAGUCACCUAACAUUUCUCAGCCUACACUUCCUCAUUAGUAAAAUUUUAAGGGUCAAAUGAAAAAGUCCUUUGAAAAGACCUAUGCAAAACUCUAUAAAAAGCUUCAUAUUAUUUAAUUAGAUUAAUUAAUCAAUUCCAUCAGCAAGAAUUCAAACGAAACAUUCUUAGUUUGGAAACUCUUAUAUUCCCAUGUCUUUUUCAACUCAACAGAAGAAAUGAAUGAGAAGUUCUAAGUGUCUAGUCCACCUAAUAUCACCUUUCUUUAUACAACAAUGGAAAAUACCUCAUAUUGCUUCAAAUAAGAGCUGAAUGAGAAAAACCACAGUCUAAAAAUACUAAGAAUCCUGUCCCUUCAUAGAUGCCAUUUCUAUGUCUCUAAAUUGUGUCCUUCUACAAUCGAGCAACACUGGGUACUGUUUCCUAGCUCUCAGCCACCACAGAACACUUUAACUGGCCUCUGCAGAAUUCUGGACUUAAAUUUGGGUUUCCCGCUUGCCAACUGAAAAUCACUGGCUUAAUAGAUAUUUUCUAAACCCAUUGGAAGACAAUUAGACAAUUGAAUUGGAAAUGAAAAUGUCUUUGAGAAACUUAAGCCAUGAAAUGAAAAAAUUGCUCCUGGAAGUAAUGGUAAACUCUAUUUUUAGUGUAAUAUGUGACUUACAUCACUGAUUUGGCAAAUGGAAUUCAACUUACUGAGGUAGGGUACCUAUUGAUUGUCAUUAUAGAUCAUGAAACCCUUCCUCCCCACCCAACCCCCCAGCUCAUUUUUCUGGGGCUCUUUUGUGAAUUUGUGUAAAUUCCUUUUGCAUUUAGCUUUCAGGGGGAGAAUGUGAAGUUAUCCUUUCAGACACUGGGUGGUGCUGUAGGCUAAAGAAGGCCCGGCCUCACCUCACCACCCAUCCGAGGAAAUACUGAAUUAGAAAAAACUCAGAAGGGGAAGCUUUAUAAGGAGGAACGGAGAGCUCAAACCCGAGCUUCUUGAGACAACAACACAAGCCUGACGAUUGGAAUUGGAAAGAAAAGGAGAAAUUUCUUUCACUGAAGGGACCUGGCAUUCAGGAUAUAAUGAAGCCGAACAGGCAAGUGAUAUGUGUUGUUUUCUUAUUGUGCGUUUGUGAGGCUGGCUCAGCUAAAAACAGGAUUUCUGUGGCAGAGGAAAUGGAGGUUGGUUCCUUUGUGGCUAAUGUGGCAAAGAGCUUGGGGCUGGAGGUGAGGGAACUGUCUGCUCGGGGGGCCCGUGUCCUCUCCGAGGACAAUCGACAAUAUUUUCAGCUUAACGUGGGGAGUGGGGAUCUGCUCCUGAGAGAGAAACUGGACCGGGAGGAGCUGUGUGGUCCCACGGAGCCCUGUCUGCUGCCUUUUCAGAUCUUACUGGAAAAUCCCUUUCAGAUAGUUCACGCUGAGCUCUGGAUCCAAGAUAUCAACGAUCAUUCACCUGUUUUCCCAAACACUGAAAUGCUCCUAAAUGUCCCGGAAAGUAGCCUCCCCGGGUCUGUGUUUUCUCUGAAAAAUGCGCAAGAUUUGGACGUAGGAAGCAAUAAUAUUCAGAACUACACAAUCAGCCUGAAUUCCUAUUUCCACGUUCAAACCCGUGCUCGCGGAGAUGGAAGGAAGUUCGCAGAGCUGGUGUUGGACAAAGCGCUGGAUAGGGAGAUGCAGCCCGAGGUCACUUUAACUCUCAUUGCCCUGGAUGGAGGGUCCCCUCCCAGGUCUGGAGCAGCUCAAAUCAGAGUCUUGGUUGUAGACGUCAACGAUAAUGCUCCUGUUUUUUCCCAGGCUCAGUAUGAUGUUCAGAUCCCAGAGAAUGGCGCUAUUGGCUCCCUGGUUGCCACAGUCACUGCUACAGAUUUGGAUAUAGGAAACAAUGGGCAAAUAUCAUACUCCUUUUUUCAAGGCUCCGAAGAAAUUGUAAGUACUUUUGAAGUAAAUAGCACCUCAGGAGACAUUAGAACGAGAAGAAAACUAGACUUUGAGGCAAUUAAAUCUUAUGAGGUGGAUAUUGAAGCCACAGAUGGAGGGGGUCUUUCAGGAAAAUGUACUGUAGUGGUCCAAGUGACAGAUGUAAACGACAACGCCCCGGAACUCGCCAUAUCGUCGUUUACCAGCCCUAUUCCCGAAAAUUCACCUGAAACCGUGGUAGCUGUUUUGAAGAUUCGAGAUCAAGAUUCGGGAGACAAUGGGAAAAUGGUUUGCUCUAUCGAGGGAAAUGUCCCUUUCAUCUUGAAACCAUCUGUAGACAACUUUUACACUCUGUUAACGGAGAGCCCUCUGGAUAGAGAAAGUAGAUCCCAGUACAAUAUCACCAUUACUGUCACUGAUCUGGGGACUCCCAGGCUCACAACUGAGCGAAAUAUCACUGUAUUAAUUUCUGAUGUCAAUGACAACCCUCCAGCUUUUACUCAGACAGCCUAUGCCUUCUACCUCCAGGAGAACAAUAUUCCAGCCCUCCACUUUGGCAGUGUGAGGGCCAAUGACAGGGACUCAGGAACCAAUGCCAAGAUUACCUAUUCCUUUCAGUCUCCUGUAACUGGAGAUCUGCCCCUCUUUUCCUACAUCUCCAUCAACUCUGACAAUGGUCAUCUCUAUAUUCUGAGAUCUCUGGAUUAUGAAGCCAUCCAAGCUUUCCAGUUCACUGUGACUGCAACUGAUGGAGGCUCCCCAGCUCUGAGCAGCCAGGCUCUGGUUCAGGUUGUGGUCCUGGAUGAGAAUGACAACACUCCCUUUGUGCUAUAUCCACUGCAGAAUGGCACAGCUCCCUGCAAUGAUCUGGUGCCCAGGGCUGCAGAGCCUGGUUACCUAGUGACCAAGGUAGUAGCUGUGGAUGGAGACUCAGGGCAGAAUUCCUGGCUUUCCUACCAGCUGCUCAAGGCCACAGACCCAGGACUCUUCACUGUGUGGGCACACAAUGGGGAAGUGUGCACAGCAAGGCCCAUCAGUGACAGAGAUGCCACCAAGCAGAGGCUCCUGGUGCUGGUGAAAGACAAUGGGGAGCCACCUCAGUCUGCAGUGGCCACCCUGAAUGUCCUCUUGGUGGAUGGCUUCUCUGAACCCUACCUGCAACUCCCAGAUGCACCCAAGGAGCAGGUCCAGGUUGACUCCCUCACCAUUUAUUUGAUCAUUUCUUUAGCAGUCAUCUCCUUUCUUUUUCUGGUCUCUAUUCUUAUGUUUAUUGGUGUACGCCUGUGGAAGGGGAAAAGAGAUGCCACAGACUGUAGUCGAUUUGAUUCAAAUGGUCCCUUCCCAGGCCACUUGGUGGAUGUCACUGGGACAGGAACCUUGUCCCACAGCUACCAGUAUGAGGUGUGUCUGACCAGUAACUCGGGGACCAGUGAAUUCAAAUUCUUAAAGCCUGUUCUACCCAUUGUCCCUCCUCAAGCUGCUGGCAGGGACUCAGAGGAAAAUCCUUCCCUUAGAAAUAGCUACAUGCUUACUUAAGUAUUAUAAUAGCUGAUCAACAGAAAUGUAAUGUCAUCAUUUUGUAAACCCAUUUCUACUGCUACUUAAUGAAUCUUUCAUCUUUCAUCUUUGCCUAGGUAGGGGGAACUUUGAUCCUGAUAACAAAAGUUUGUCUUAGAAUGUGGUGAAAAGUGUUAUUCGUUCUGAAAUUUUCCUAGUGAUCUUACUUUGGGUAAAAUAUUUGACUGGCUAAUUAAAUGAAUAGGUAACAUUCUAUAUAGCUUGCACAUUUUAAAUAGUGUUUUACAAUUAUAUUCUAUCCAAAAGAGUAAAAUAGAAAGUAGAUUAUGUUUCCUUUGAAAUUUCAAUCAUUACAUGUUUUACCUUUAAGCCUCAUAUCUCAUAAUCCAUUUAGGCAUUUCCCUUUUAUUUAUCUUUGGGUUGAACUUCUAUUUUAUAGGAUUGUGUUAAUGAAGCUAGUGAUUAUGAGGUCCCUUCUUCCCCUCUCCUCUUGAAUAUAUUACCUAUAAUUUCAAGUAUUACCACAGUGAAAUGUCAGAGAAAUUUCUGAAUAAUGGUCAGGCUUCCCAAAGAGGCAGAGUUGACUGAAAACAGUCAUAAUUAAUGGUACUUUUCCCUAUAAGAUAUUAAACUAACAAUAUCUUCAUGGUAGCUAAUUAACAAUAUUAGCAUACUGUGAUGGAAAAAAUUAUAAAUACAUUACAAAGGACAAGGAAAUGGGAAUAUCUAGGUAAGACCUGGUACCUUUCCCUUUAAUCCUUACUAUUACCAGGAAUAAUUUAUUAAUCUAUCCCUACAUUUACUAAGUAAAAACUAACUCCAACUCAUGUUUAAACUCAACUUAUAUUCAGAAGCUUAUUGAUAUAAACACACCCAUAUCCACACAAAGCUUGAAAUACCUGACUUUGACAUUUUGAUUUUUAGGUUGAUUUUAUGUAAAUGUUCCUUACAACAAGUGGCUCUAAGUAACCCUUCAGGAUAAUAGAAAACAGUUAUGAACUUAUUAAAAGAAAAUGUUUUUGGUUUUGGUCCUCAAUAAUUAUAUGGGCAUUUUAAAGAAAGUCUUUAGAUCUCCUGAGGGAAAACCUGGGUUUCUGUUCCAUGACCUGAACAGGGCAAAGUACAGGAGAGGCAUUAAUACUAUCCUAUUGUAGAGACACCUGUAUCACAAGUUAUUGAUUUUUCUGAAGCUCAGAUAUUUCCCUCAAAUUUCUACUCAACAGAAUACUUGAAAGUAUUAUAAAUUUGUCUUUAAUAGUUACAUAAUCUGAAUUGAUGCAACUGGUUUUCAACUGGCUAUGGCUAUUCUUUAUUCAGAACAAAAUACAAUUACAUAAGAGAGAUAUAGCUUCAUUUCUCUGCAAUUAUUACUUUUUAAAAUCAUGAAUUAAUGUGUUGCUAUUUUAUCAUUAUACAAAAUGGAGAGACCUACUAUAACUGUUGAUUUACUUCCCCUCUCAUCCUCUAGAGUACUUUUUUAUCAAUAGUAUUUGCAUCUAAAUUAGAUCAACAUGUUUUUAUUUCUUAAAAUAUGAACAAAAAGUUGCGCUAUAAAUAAUUUUGUACAUAUUCUUUCCCAAUGUAUUUGAUCUGUUUGGGGAUAUGCCUAGUGGAUGUAUCUCUGUGUUAAAGCAAAUGCAUAAUUUAGAAACUUUUUGCACAUUGUUCCAAACUAUUAUCCAAAAUGGGUAGAUCAUUUCAAAGAUUAAUUAACAGUGCAUUAGUGUGUCUGUCCUCCUGGAACCCCUGCAACAAUAAUAAUUUUAUUUUUUGUCAUCUUUGCUAUUAUGUUGGACAAGAAGUAGAAAGUUUGAGAUAUUUUAAUUACUCUUAUUAGUGUUUUGGAAAACUCCCACAUGAUUGUUAUCCAAUACCUUGGUUUUCUUCCCUUGAGAACUGCCUAUUUAUCUACAUUUUAUCUAUUAGGAAAUUGCUUUUUAAUAAAUUUGUAUCAAUUUCCUGUAUCUUAGAUAUUAGACUUUUGCAACUGUAUUGCAACUAUAGUUGCAAAUGAUAUUUCCUUCAAUUAUUUCUAAGUUUUUCAUGGGACCUUGGUUAUCUAGGUCAUGUUUUCAUUUGGUGUUUCUUCUAAUAAAUGGUGCAAGCUGUUGAUCUAAA
Monodelphis domestica (gray short-tailed opossum) is the source of this 7166-nucleotide messenger RNA. Its product is annotated as protocadherin beta-15-like. NCBI's taxonomy places the organism in Eukaryota, Metazoa, Chordata, Mammalia, Didelphimorphia, Didelphidae. Gene Ontology annotation, molecular function: calcium ion binding. Gene Ontology annotation, biological process: homophilic cell-cell adhesion. The record is from RefSeq and is a predicted model, not a curated record. Gene Ontology annotation, cellular component: plasma membrane.